Molecule: messenger RNA, 5154 nt
Organism: Linum trigynum
Lineage: Eukaryota; Viridiplantae; Streptophyta; Magnoliopsida; Malpighiales; Linaceae
Source: the annotation of a GenBank genome assembly
CUCCAUACGCGGCCAAACCUAUCAUGCACACGUAUGGGAGAAUGGGUCGAAGCCCAAUUACAUAUCACUCAACACAAAGUUAGGUUAACAAACAAAGAGAAUCAAAUUAUCAAAGUUGAGAUAUCAACACCACUGUUGACGAUUAAAAAAAAGCCUCUAAAAAACUGUUGUUGCAGGUAUAUAAUACUUCUGCUCGAGGACGACAUGUUUGGACUGUAAAUAUUGAAGUUUAUUUUCUGUAAAAAAAGAUAGAGAAGAGUUUUGAUAUGUCAAAUACGAACAGGCACUACAAGAAAACUGCAAAAUAACCACGGGCAUUUAGUGACAGCGUCUUCGCCCGUCAAUAUAUGGUACUUUUUGACGGACAUAUUUGACGGUCUGUGGACCCGUCGAGAAACUACUUUCACGUUUCACGGUGCAGGUUUGUAUAAAUGUGUCUUAAUUUAAUUUUCUUUAACUUUCAAAAUAGGAAAAUAGAAAAGGAAAAUACUUUUGUUUCUUCCAUGGACGAUAUUAACGAGAAAGAAAGUUAAGGCAUCUCAAUUCUCAACUCUCCAACCUUCCAUUCUCUCUCUUCCUUUCCUUUCUCUGCCUUCUCUCUAGAGUUAUCGCGAUUUUGCCAGACGCUCCGUCCUCCGUUUCCUGAAAAAAUCUGCCGGCCCUAAUUCUGCUCGGCGAUGAUCACCAUCAUGCAGCUUCACCCGGCGACCCCUUCGCUUGUCCUCCACCAUGUUCCACCUUUAAUCGAGGCGAUUUUGAAACCUCGCUUACCGCUGUCGAUCACCAUCUAUUGUCAUCGGCCAUUGUGAUCGCUUCCGACCAUGGAAUCUAAGCUACAACCCGCGUUGUCCAAUUUUGAAACGUGGUAAGAUUCUUGGAGGGGCUCGAUUGAGCUUGUUCUCUCAAUCGGCAGUUUUUACAAACCCUAAUUUUCAACUUCUUGAUCGAGUCUCAUUGUUUCCUUCCCUUGAUCAAUAUUCUUAUCAUGAUGUUUUUCCUUUCCUAAACUAGUAUCAUGUCUAAUUUGGUCUUUCAACAAUCGUGGUGGGUGAAAUAGGAUAUUUGUUUGGUGCCUGACAGAUGUUUGUUGGAAUGCCCAUGAGAACUUAAUUCCCUGAUUUUCUCCUGAAGUCAUGCCUUCUGUUCUGCUUAUGGUAUUACAUGACUUUCAAUUUAAUGACUUAUGGUGGAGAAGUAGAUUGAAUAGCGAUUUCACAUACUACGGAGUGCAUGCAAGGUUCUAAUCAAUCAAUUGGGUCCAUGUGCAGUAUUCUUGUCAGCAGCAGCUGGCAUGGGUACUCGAUGCCCCAGUGAUCUGAUUGACUUUCUUUGGCAGAGGCUUUUUUUCCUUAGAGCUUGCAUAUGGGCAAGCAAGUUUGAGGUUUCGCCUCCACCUUGAGGUCGAGGAGGCUGGUGAUUAUGAGAGUGAAUAAUAUGACUCCUCAUAUUGUUAUGUGAUGUAACUUUCCCUCUUGAAAUGACUGUUGGAUGGUUGGUUCUUGUUAGGACUUGGGCGAGAGUAAGGCCUAUUUAUAGAAGGUGUGCGGGAGCUUGGCUGUUGUUGGUUUUGAAAGACACUGAAUUCUGAGAGUAAGAGCGGUGAUUCGAGGGACAAGUUAUUGUGUGCAUCGGCGGGUAAGUAGCUACAAACUUUUGUUUGUGAAUUUAUGGAUGAAUUUUAAAUGUAGAGAUGGUAUCUACACCUGUGUGUAACAAUAGACCUGAUUGAAGGAUGCAGUAGCAUUGUCAACAUCAUGCAUAUAUGAGGCGGUAGAGACAUCAUCGAAUACAUAAUGUAUUCUCCGUUAAUAACUCGAGUUAUUGAAUUUUCAUGGUGUUGUUGGGUUUGCUAAAGCCAAAUGCCCUGCCAUCCCUAUUGCUCUCCAGAAGUUCUGAAGUGGGUAAGCGAGGUCGUAUAUCUACAAACACAAGAAAACAGAGAGUUCUUCAAUGGUACUUUCGAAACCCUAGUUCUCGAUUGCAAUUUCCAGUUCUCUAACCCUUCGUCAAUACCUGCCAUCGUUGAUGUCGCCGCCGGUACCCACGACCUCGUUUAUUCUCUCAUCUUACCUUGAUUUGGUAUGCUUCCUAUUUCCUAAUCCUAGUUUCAUUUUCAAUUUGUCGUAUCGCCCCGACCUUUUCCGGCGUCCACAACGCCGGUGGUACCUCAGUCUUCUACGUUGUCUCUUCUCUUAGCUUGCUUCCGUUGUCGACAUUGCAACUCUGUCGACAUUGAAACUCUCUUUCACCGAUUCAUUAUUAUUAACAGACGCAGAGCAGAAUUUUCAAAUCUUCUUUCUCAGAGAAGGGUUGGGAGGAAAGCUUGUUGAGUUCUUCAAGGCAGAUCCCAGCUCGGUAAUCCAGCAUACACUACAUGCAACUAGUAAGCAGAGAUUCUUCAGAGCUUCUAAUUCUUUUGUUGAUUUCAAUUUCAUAGCUGUAUAGAGUGUUCCAUGAGUUCGGCGAAAUAUGUUCUUCUCUAUGGGAACUCUAACGAUUUUGCCCACCAGCUAUUCGAUGAAUAUUCUCAAAGAACUAUCUAACUUCAAUUAAUAAGAGAAACCUUCCAUGCUUGCUUCUAUUGCAUUUGUUUGCCAAUAUUUGAGCUUGCCUACAGACAUGGGGUAGUUAUUUGCUAUGUAGAAGGAAUGAAGAAAGAAGUUAUCUUAUCCCCUGCUCUCUGUAUACUUGGUCAAUGACUAAGAAUUUGAUAGUCUUGUCAACUCCACUGUUAGCCUUUAGAAAGGCUUAAAGUAAUAAAUCAUUUUGAUUUUACUCCUUCUCAAAUUCUUUGUUUGGGCGUUGGUUUCAUUUCUGGGUUCCUGUUUACUUAGCAGAAGCUCUUAUUGAAACAAUAACUAAGGAUUAGGCUUGCUCAAGUUUCCAUUUAGACAAUAGCUUUUUGGUGAUUUAUAAUUCAUUAAACUUGUGGGGAUGACUGGAACUCUCUAGUGAAUGACUCAACAUUAGUGCUUCUGGGACAGAGUUGCCCCAUAGGUUCAGAAGUCCUUACAUUUGAAGAAGAAGUUGAUAUACUGCUUUUGAGUAGGCUCUCCAAAGUCUCAGAUCAGUAAUUUUCUGCUGAUUCAAGUUAUUAUACCAAACUUGAGCUGGUAUAAUAACAACCAUGCAUGCUUAAAGAGACGAGUCGCUAUGUCUUACUUUCAUUGGUUAUGUUGAUGACAGAUUAAGUCUACUUAUGCUAUACAACAAGCCAAAGCUCAAUUCUUUUUGGAAGGCCUGCAGUUACCCUGCUGCUGCUUGCUUGCAUAUAUAUAUAUAUGCUUUUAAGAGGUAUAUGGUUAGCCUGCAGUUACCCUGUCGUAUUAUAAUUGAUCUGUGAUAUAGGAUUUGACUAUGCUGCUUUAUCUUCCUUUGUUUUGAGGAUUUGUUUUGUUUCAUACUACUACAUGCACACACAGUUUGAAAUCAUGGCGGGGUGAAAUGGUUGCAGCAGACUUUCAGUUGGAGAAGGGAUUGAAGCGUCUUCAAGAUGUACAAGUUCGUUUUUAGUCAUUUAGCUCGUUUGUGGGAAUCAUAUGCAUCCGUUUUAUUAAUUUACUCGAUCUGAUAAAACUAUACACAUGUAUGCUACUGCUGCAAUGGUACAGGUGAGGCUAGUAGAAUCAAAGUUGCCUGUCUCAUCUACAUCUUGGGAAGAAGAUACUAAAGUAAAAGUGAACUAGUAAGUCCUUUCUUUUCUGGAUAACUAAGUUUUUCUUGCUUCUGGUAUUAGAAUAAAUAUAAGUGGAACACUAGAAACUUUAAGGACCUAAUCCUAUGGAUGGUUGUUAAGUUUAUUUGAACAGAGUGACUUCAUUGCUGAUCAUAUGGUCAAUUGGGUUGAUUCUAUAGUUCCUGCAGCUCAAGUGAGCGUUCAAUGUUUGUAGUUUUGUUUCAAAUGCUUGGAAUUUGGGUCGUAUACAUGCAUGAUUGAGUGAUGUUAAUGCUUCUCACGCAUAACUAGAUACUGGUCAAUAUCACCCUUUUGGUUACUAGUACUACAUAGCAGCUUGUUGUAGUUAAUCCAAUUUUAACCUAGUUAGCUAGCUUGUUUGGCGCUAAGUCUGUUUAUAUAUAUUCUACCAACCAAAAGCUAGCCAUUUUGCUUCCUCUUUAUGUAUACCUAUAUACAUAUAUUGCACGCUGAUGUCUCUUUCUCUAUAUGUAAUCCAUAGUUUUCACUGUAACUACAUUAGGCAUUAUACUUUUGUGUACCAAUUUUCUUCUAUUUGUGAUGUUCCAAGUAAUGAAUACCAAUUUUGUGUACUACAUUAGGCAUUAUACUUUGGUAACUAAGUGAUUUGAAUUGGGUGUUUCUGCAGAGCUGCUGGUUAAUGAAAGGAAGUUUAUAUACCAGUCUCCACAGUGCUGGAGUUUUGUCUUUGGUGGUAUUAUAAGGAGCAAAGAGGGACUGUAAGUGGGAUUUUUGAACUUUGUAAGUGGUUUGAAUGACAGUAGUAAACUUUAGAUUGUAGGUUUUGAACUUUUGUAAGUGGUUUGAUUGGAUUUGGUUGUUCCAGAAUUGAAGGAUUGAUGUUUUAUGUUUCUGAUAUGGUAAUUCAAAGUAGGUGGAUUUAUGAUCAUCAAAGUAUCUGUAUAUUGUUGAUUUGGCAUUUCAGAAAAUCACAGCAGGCUUCCUAUGAAAAAAAAAAAUCAAAUCACAGCUGGCCAGGGCAGAGCAGGCCACACUUUAAAACGAGUGUUUUGGCGACAGUCGCUGGCUUUUAGCGACGGUCAGAGUCUGUCACUAAGUAGUUUACUUUUUUUAUUAUGAAAUUUAUUUAACGACAGUCGUUUGGAAGAUUGCGUCGGUCAGUGCCGUCGCUACAUUUUCCCGACGGCUAACGUGACGGUCGACCAAAACCGUCACUAAAAAUUUUAAGGACUGCUGGGUCAGCGACGGUUUGGUGUCCGUCAUAACCGUCGCUAAAAGUCUGUAUGACCGUCGCUAAAUAACAGUUUUGUUGUAGUGAGGAGAAACAUGUGUAAGGAUUUAAGGAGAAGAUGAGAACUCAAACCUGCCAAGAUGAGCUCUGCAGGCCAUGAACGUAGCUCUCGCAAUUGCAGGGCAACUAGAAGAGAUCGCCACCAGCGUCGAGUGUGCCACAAAAAUUAAACGCUUGACGGUGCGACUAAAACGUUGGCGUAAUG